AUGUCUUUCCAAAAAGUCGGAGUAUUUACUGACGAGGCGCCCACGCUUCGCCCAGGCGUUUACACCCCAGCCAUCGUCGCCAAUGGCUUCGUAUUCACAUCAGGUGUAUUGGGUGCCGAUCCUAUUAUAAAGAAAAUUGUUCAAGGCACGGUUAUUGAUCGAUUUCACCAGAUUAUGAAGAAUCUUGAGGCUAUUCUUCAGCAGGCCAAUUCCGGCCUAGAGGGCGUAGUGGAGGUUACGGUAUUUUUGACCAAUAUCCUCGACGCGGAUGAGUUGUCUGUCCCCUACAAAACAUACUGGGGAGACCUCAAGCCUGCACGCACCUGUGUUGCCGUGAAGGAACUGCCCUAUGGCUCGGAUAUUGAGAUCAAGUGCGUUGCAGUAGUUAAGGGUAGCUGA
Messenger RNA from Trichoderma harzianum CBS 226.95, 399 nucleotides. RefSeq lists its product as hypothetical. The transcript has 3 exons. Bases 1 to 399 code for a protein of 132 amino acids. The record is from RefSeq and is a predicted model, not a curated record. Gene Ontology annotation, cellular component: cytosol; mitochondrion. NCBI's taxonomy places the organism in Eukaryota, Fungi, Ascomycota, Sordariomycetes, Hypocreales, Hypocreaceae. Gene Ontology annotation, molecular function: deaminase activity.